Messenger RNA from Pochonia chlamydosporia 170, 606 nucleotides. RefSeq lists its product as hypothetical. The transcript is spliced from 2 exons. The record is from RefSeq and is a predicted model, not a curated record. Bases 1 to 606 code for a protein of 201 amino acids. Lineage: Eukaryota; Fungi; Ascomycota; Sordariomycetes; Hypocreales; Clavicipitaceae.
AUGCUGCUGGCCUUGCACACGAUUUUCAUUUUCCCCAUGUGGUUGACGAAAGAGCUGGCCGAACAGAAUUCAAAGUUCCAGGUUGCCAAGUGGUUCUUGGACAUCCGAAUCCAAGACAUGUACCAGAUACCGCACGUCAUGGCCUUGCGUGAUGUGAUAUUCGGUGCAUACGGGGUACACCAUACUUGCCGGUAUCCAAGGCUAGCUGUGGGCGCAUCACUUUCAGUCAAUCACUUCAGUUGGUCCCCUCAAUUGGGCACCUCAACUCAAUCAGCUCUUCGUCGUUUCCCUCACGCCACAGGUCCAGUCCCGAUGGACACAAGUCUUGACCUGCUUCCAGAUCCCAACCCAGAUCCGCCUCGCCAAAGCUUCCGUCUCCAUCACGACAAACGAAUCACGUCGAGACUUGCAGCAAUGCCACCCGCGCUAAACCGUCCAGGCACUUUUGCCUCCCAGGGACAUGCCAUGGCACACCCCUUAAAACCUGAAAGCAUCAAUCGAUCCAGAAUCGAGACGACACGCAAUCCCCUCGAUCGUCUGGCUGGGCCGUCCAUCCGCAUCUCCGUCCAAGCUGCCAGGAGACAGACAUGUCAUAGCAAACCAUGA